Molecule: messenger RNA, 2081 nt
Organism: Hemiscyllium ocellatum (epaulette shark)
Lineage: Eukaryota; Metazoa; Chordata; Chondrichthyes; Orectolobiformes; Hemiscylliidae
Product: ATP-binding cassette sub-family C member 5-like
Exons: 12
Coding region: 23-1630 (535 amino acids)
Biological process (GO): transmembrane transport
Cellular component (GO): membrane
Molecular function (GO): ATP binding; ABC-type transporter activity; ATP hydrolysis activity
Source: RefSeq, a predicted model, not a curated record
UACAACCUACAUCAGCAACAGCAUGAGAGACCAUCCAAAACAGAGCUUCUACACUUGCGUCUAUGCUCUAUCCAUGGUGGCUGUACUACUUUUCAAGGCACUCCGUGGUUACACAUUUGUUAAGUGCACACUUAGGGCCUCCUCCAAGCUCCAUGAUGCUCUAUUUAAGAAAAUUCUGAGGAGCCCAAUGCACUUCUUCGACACAACACCUCUAGGUCGCAUUCUAAAUAGAUUUGCUAAGGAUAUGGAUGAAGUGGAUGUGCGGUUGACCACACAGACUGAGAUGUUGAUCCAGAAUAUCAUCCUUAUACUCUUUUGUCUUGGUGUCGUCAGUUCAGUCUUUCCAUGGUUCCUUAUUUCGGUGUUACCACUCUGUAUUAUCUUCAUGAUAGUCAACAGAAUAUCAAGGGUUUUAGUUCGUGAGCUUAAGCGUAUGGACAGUAUCAGUCAGUCACCGUUUACAUCUCAUAUCACCUCCAGUGUCCAGGGUUUAGCCACCAUCCAUGCUUAUGACAAAGAAAGUGAGUUCCUGCAAAGGUAUGAACUACUAGAUUCCAAUCAAGGGCCCCAUUUUCUAUUCAGCUGUGGCAUGCGAUGGUUGGCUGUUCGCCUUGAUCUUAUAAGCAUCAUACUUAUCACCGUUGUGUCAGCAAUGAUGGUUUUCAUGCAUGGAAGAAUUCCGCCAGCUUAUGCAGGCCUUGCCAUCUCUCAUGCAGUCCAGCUGACAGGACUGUUUCAAUUUACGGUCCGCUUAGCAUCAGAAUCAGAAGCCAGAUUCACGUCUGUAGAAAGGAUCAGGCAUUACAUAAUGAAUUUGGAAUCUGAAGCACCGUCACAUAUUCCAGAGACAGCACCUCCCCCUGAUUGGCCUCAGGAAGGACAAAUCCAGUUUGAGGAAGUGGAAAUGUGUUACCGUGAUACCUUACCAGUUGUGCUGAAGAAAGUUACAUUUACUAUUAAACCUCGGGAAAAAAUUGGAAUUGUAGGAAGAACAGGAUCGGGGAAAUCAUCCCUAGGAGUGACUUUAUUCAGACUGGUAGAAAUUUGCAAUGGAUCUAUUACAAUAGAUGGCGUGAAGAUUAGGGAUAUUGGAUUGGAUGACCUGAGAAAGAAGCUAUCCAUUAUUCCUCAGGAGCCUGUGCUGUUUGUUGGGACAGUCAGGACAAACCUUGACCCCUACAAUCAGUACACUGAUUUGCAAAUUUGGGAUGCAUUAGAAAGAGUUCACAUGAAAGAAAGUAUAAUGCAACUGAAUGAGAAACUCAACUUUGAGAUCACAGAAAAUGGAGAGAAUUUUUCUGUGGGAGAGAAGCAGUUAUUAUGUGUAGCUCGAGCCCUGCUUCAGCACAGCAAGAUUUUAUUACUAGAUGAAGCCACAGCUGCCAUUGAUACAGAUACUGAUAUGUUGAUUCACAAGACCAUUCAGGAGGCAUUUUCUGAUUGUACAAUGCUGAUUGUAGCUCAUCGUCUUCACACGGUAUUGAACUGUGACAGGAUCAUGGUGCUGGAUCAAGGCGAGAUUGCUGAGUUUGACAGCCCCAGUGUCCUGCUCUCCAAUGACAACUCAAGAUUCCAUGCAAUGCUUAGCGCGGUGGAAAACAGGAUAAUAGCAUCACCAUCCAGCAGUUAAUCUCCUUGUUCAGCAAUCAAGUUGGAACGCUCCAGACUAUCACUGGCCACACUGCAUAGUGCAACCUCUCUACAUAAGAAACCAAAAAAAAAUGGAGGACUCUUUGCAGAUGGAUAAAGUGAUUCCAAGUGAACUGUCACUCAUGAAUACCUUAUUUAUUAUACUUUAUAGACAGCACAAAACAUCAUGUAAUUUGACAGUGUUUUUGUCUUCUAAUGGGGAAUAUCUAAUGAAAUAUGUUGGGAGUAAUUAGUGUAAGAGUCCUUUAGUGAAAUACUGCACAAUACACUGUCUUUUGAGAAGGAACAGAUCUGUCUCAAUUUCAAACUGUAUGCAGAGCCUUGGAAUAUCUUUAAAUUAAGUUUUUUGCUUAGACACACCUUUGAAAUGAAGCUCUAAGUUAAUUAUUCUUCGUUAAAAAGCUAGUCUUUGAAUAUUAACAAGUAGGGAA